AUGAGUGGCCUCUACAAUAUACUCACUGGCCGACACGAGGCGCAGUACGCGCAGCUCAAGUCGCGUUGGGCGGAGCGGAUGCUGGCCGCGCUGCACAAGCACUACCCACAGACGGAGGGGCGCGUCGUCGCGGUCGAUAUCUCCACGCCCCUGACCAUCGAGAACUAUCUGCGCUCUGGCAAGGGCGCCGCGAUCGGGCUCGACGUGACGCCCGCGCGCUUCGUCGACGAGGACGAGGCAGCGCUGCCUGGGCGCGCUGUGGGCUGGCGCCAAUAA
Messenger RNA from Emiliania huxleyi CCMP1516, 276 nucleotides. RefSeq lists its product as hypothetical. The coding region runs from base 1 to 276 and encodes 91 amino acids. Lineage: Eukaryota; Haptophyta; Isochrysidales; Noelaerhabdaceae. The transcript has 3 exons. The record is from RefSeq and is a predicted model, not a curated record.